CUUAAAUGUACCGUGCAACGCAGUAUUGUUUAAAUGUUGGUGAAAUUCGUUGAAAUAACAAUAUAACUGCGUAAUAAUAUUUACAAACCAAGAAGCUAGUAUCAGGUUGGACUGACUGAUGCUUAUAGGACACAAGGCAGUUCGGGUAUGAGAGUGGAAUGUUUUCACCAUCAAUGGAACAGCACAACACAUACGAUCUUAGGCACAUAGGUGCACAAGAACUGAUGAGGAUUGCUCGGACCAGCCAUGGUGAAAUUGUCAGAUUGAAAGCACAUCGAAGUCCGAUUCAGGAUAUUCUACACACUAGGCAAUGGCAUCAUGUAUUCUUGGUGUUGGCGAAUAAUUCGGUUUACAUUUUUAACGACGAGGAUAGUAAAGAUGCAGCGAACGUUUUCCCCGUUAAAGAAUUUAAAAGUGUUGAGGACUAUAAGGAAACGGAGCCUCGCAUCGUACAAGUGCUCUUUACUGAGCCCAACCGCGAAAGUCUUAUGUUCAAAUGUGUAUCAACAAAGUCAAGAGAGAUAUGGUAUUCAAAAUUAAAACAAUCUGUGGAUGACCCAAAGUUUCGAGACUCCGGAUAUAUAACAAGCCAAUAUUCCAGCACUGCAUCUUGGCCAAGCACUUCUGAAGCAGGGAGCACCGGGUCGGGAUAUGCUGAUGUUGGUACACGUGAUGAUUUGGGUGUGGCGAGAACUGUGAGGAGGCAAUCAAGUCCUUUGUUGAACAUUACAGAAUACUCUCGGUCGGGUUAUGCAGCUGUUGUUACACAUGGUACGCUAAGAGGGCGGAAGACUGAGAGGCGGCAAUCCAGUCCUUCUGUUUUAGACAUUACAGAUGAAUCUGGGUCGGGUUAUGCAGUUGUUGGUACACGUGAUGCGUUGGACGGGGCGAGAACUGAGAGGCGGCAAUAAAGUCCUUCUGUGUUAGGCAACACAGGUGCUUACUGCACUGACGUCACUGUUAACAAGGAGAUAUUUCCCAGACAUCAUGUUAAUUGGAGUUAAACGGAAGAUACAGAGAGUCUACGAUGGCUGAUACUAUACAAGGCCAGUUGCUCUUGCGGCGUAAACUACAGACCAAUGAUUCCCAUUAUAAUACUUAAUGCGUCUCUAACGAGGUCGUAUCUUAGGAAACAGGCAGCGUCUGUCGCAUUACUGUUAUUUCUGUGUACAAUACGUGUCUGUAGUAUAUGUGUUGUGCUAAAGUUGUAUUGGACACUAAAUGGAUAGGUCAAGCGCUGUCAGAAAGCACUUGUUUGAUUAGUUUUCGACCAUUGCUGUGCGCUUAUGGACAUCAACCUGUUAUUUCAUAUCCCAAGAACGAGAUUUACUCCAGUACCUCAUUUAACAAGUUUUCAGGAGAUUUGCAGCGUCAUUCUGAUGGGGUACUGGUGUGUCAAGUAAGAUAGUGUAUUUGUUUUAAUAAUAUAUGCGGUGUGUUGGAAGAUACUAAAGCAUUGCAUUCUGAGUAUUCAAUUGUCCUCAUAUGUAUGUGUUUCCACGUUUUUUAAUAAUAAUUUCUGCGAAUGUUGCUAUUUUUAGCUGUAUUUGCGUAAAAGGUUUUCGAUAUCUACAUAUGUUCACUAACGGCUUACGUUACGAUACGAAAAGAAAUAAGUCUUCCUUAGUCAAUUUCUACUUGUAUGAAUUCAUUUCCUGAACCUGGAUCUCGAUUUCCGUAUUAUAUGUACUAAUCAGUCAAUUUAUAUGGCUACCGAUAGCAAGAUUAAACAUUUAGACAAACGAGAUGUAUCGGAGCAUAUUGCGGAUAUACACAACUAAAAAUCGAUUGCUACGAAGAGAAUAGCGUUUCUAGCAAAAAGCACAAAUAAAGUUUUCUUAGACUAAAUUAUUCCCCUAAUGUGGUCACGUUUGAUCUGGUCAUCCUCCGUGGACUACCCCUUUCUAACGAUAUGUACCAGCGAUAACGUAGAUGAUGUUAGUAUAGAUGACUUUUGUAUAGGUAUGUUUUUGUUUGUAGCUGAUACUGUGUUAUUUUUAUAUACUGUUGAUUGUUUUCAAACAUAUUCUGUUUAAUUUUUAUAAUACGUGAGGUAUAUCUGUCAAUAUUAAGAAAACUUGUGUUGUGUUUGGCUCCUUCUAAUAUGUCCAUUUUAUCGUGACCUCACUUGCACAUAUGAAGUUAUUUGUAGAUAAUGAGUACAGUAGUAACGAGAAUUGCUUAUCAAAAUUCAUGGUAUCAUUGUAGUGUUGUGCAUACGUCAUACGGUUGAUAGAUAUGUAUUUAAGUUAUAACUCAUAACCGAUAAAGACAAUUAUAUUAAAUUAUAUGAAUAUAGUUGUUAAAUCUGUGAAUAUAUGAAUAGAGUCAAUCAAUCUGUUCCGCCAUACAUGUAUAUAUAAGUCAUUGUAUUACAUUGAUUUGAUCACGGGUCAUGUUGGCCUAUUUCAAAUAUGUAUUGUGUGAUAUAUUUCUUUGAAUAAACUUUCUUCUUCUU
Molecule: messenger RNA, 2458 nt
Organism: Mya arenaria
Lineage: Eukaryota; Metazoa; Mollusca; Bivalvia; Myida; Myidae
Exons: 11
Coding region: 159-911 (250 amino acids)
Source: RefSeq, a predicted model, not a curated record